AGUUAUGUAACCCUGUAUUUUUUAUGAGAAGUGGCAUCCAUGGCUGUUCUUAACGUAUUUUUUGGCAAUCCUUCAUGCACUAUCGUGGAUUCAUGUUUUCCAUAUAGCCUAUAACUAUACUGCACUUAGGUCUUGAAGAAUUCAGUGAAUUGACUCAUGCUUUCUAAAAUCCUCCUAAAUGUAGCUCAUUACCUUCCUUUGGUAAUGUCUUUACCUCCGUUUCUCACCAUUCGGCCUAUAGUUUAAAAUCCGCCCAAUUGGGGGAUUUCCAAAUCAGGGGGAUUUACUCACCAUCGUCCUCUGCUGGUAAAUUUUAGGAAAUUCCUCGCUAUCGUUGGCAAACGGAGCGAAAACCUCGAACUGAAAGAAACGUGUCUUACUCGGUCAAAAAUGACUACGAACCUGUCACGCUGUAAGGGAUCGUUCUCCGCUUUUCCUCCGCAGCCACCCCAAAAGCAAUGCAUGAGCCAGGUGUGACACAGCUGGUGCUGACCGCCGACAUGAACCUGAAUGAGAGCGACAACUGCACUCCGCCGUAUGACCAGGGUCGCAUCCCGCUGAUUGUACUGUACAGCACGGUGCUGAUCAUUGGGCUGCCGGCCAACGUGGCCACCAUCUUCAUGACAUACCUGCAGGUGCGGCGCAAGAACGUGCUGGGAAUCUACCUGCUGAGCCUGUCCCUGUGCGACCUCAUGUAUCUGGGCACCUUGCCCAUGUGGGCAGCUUAUGUCAACGCUGGCCACCAGUGGAUGUACAGCUCCAUAGCCUGCAAAGUGACAAGCUACGUGUUUUUCAACAACAUGUACAUAAGCAUCUUUCUGCUGUGUUGCGUGUCCGUGGACCGCUAUGUGGCCGUGGUUUACGCCGUGGAGUCUCGCGGCCUGCGGCGGCAGAAGCUCGCCGGCAUGAUCACUCUGGGCAUCUGCCUCGUGGUGGCAGUUGGGCACCUGCCUGUCUUCACCAUGCCGGAGGGAAACGUGGAGACUGGGGAGAGACGUUGCUUUGAGCCGGGCCAGAGCACCGCCACGGUGACGGGCUUCAACUACGCCCGUUUCUUCAUUGGUUUCUUCAUCCCUCUGGCCAUCCUGGUGGUCACCAACCGCUCCAUCCUGGCCAACAUCCAGGCCAGCACCAGUCUGCAGGAGCGGCAGAAGGUGAAGGUCAAGUACCUGGCCAUGGCGGUCAUCGCUUUCUUCCUGGUCUGCUUCGCCCCCUACCACAUCAUCCUGCUGCUGCGCGCCGUCAUGUACCACUACCGGGACUUCCAGGAGAAGUGCCACUUUGAGAAUAGCAUUUACACGCCCUACACCAUCUCCCUGGGGCUGUCCACCUUCAACAGCGCCAUGAACCCCAUCCUCUACGUGCUGGCCAGCGACAACAUACGCAAGGAGAUCCGGCGUGGCCUGGCUAGCUUCCGCAGCCGGAGCACCCUGCAGCCCCGGUGUACGGACAGCAGCUAGCACCGGAUACCCAACUCCAGGAACUCAUGGGACGCGGCCCCCACGCGGGGGAACAGCGCGUAAGGGCGGCAGGGGGCUGUUGGGUUUCGCAGGUGAACACGUCGCUGAGUUGAACGGCUGCUUGUGCUGCUGUGGGGCAUGCGCGUAGACCGCUGUGCGUGCCGGUGCCAAACCAGUUAUUACAUUUUUCUGUAUUCACAUCUGCCUCGUAACACUUCUGUCUUACAAGUGUGUCAAACGUUGUGCCACAAUGUGUCCAGGAAGCCAUAGUUUGGAGCGAUAGGGAAUGAAGUAGGAAUUGUAUUUUACAUCGCUGCUAUGAGGACUUGAGAUACUUGCAUGUAUUUAAAUAUCUGAUGGUAGCCUAUGUCUUGGUUUUCAAAAGUUUUUGAUAGCUACACAGAAUUCCUUUUUUCAAAAUAAAAAAUAGGUUGGAGUGGAUUCAUUGAA
Molecule: messenger RNA, 1910 nt
Organism: Anguilla rostrata (American eel)
Lineage: Eukaryota; Metazoa; Chordata; Actinopteri; Anguilliformes; Anguillidae
Product: probable G-protein coupled receptor 132
Exons: 2
Coding region: 459-1460 (333 amino acids)
Biological process (GO): negative regulation of G2/M transition of mitotic cell cycle; G1/S transition of mitotic cell cycle; G protein-coupled receptor signaling pathway
Cellular component (GO): membrane
Molecular function (GO): G protein-coupled receptor activity
Source: RefSeq, a predicted model, not a curated record